Messenger RNA from Prorocentrum cordatum, 558 nucleotides. The record is from the annotation of a GenBank genome assembly. NCBI's taxonomy places the organism in Eukaryota, Dinophyceae, Prorocentrales, Prorocentraceae.
AUGGCAGCAAGCAGUGCAAACACCGAGGCCCUCGGGCUGACCACGCAACAACCACUGGCGGGCCAGAGCCACGGACGGCAGGCCCGGAGCAUCAGCGACCAGCUCGCGCAGCAGAUGCGCAGGAUGGCCCACGUCAAGGACACCCUGGGCCAGCUUGGUGGCCAAAUGGCGACUUUGGCGGAGCGGCACAGCAAGGCCCUCUCCGACUUCAUUGGGAUCAGCAAGGACGCCCAGCUGUUCGAGGCGCCGCUGCAGGUGGCGACGCGCGCGGUGGCAUGUCCCACGCGCUCAAGGGGAUCACCGCCUCCCGCAGCAACGCCCCUCGUGAACGAUUGCCUCUGGAAGUUGAUCAGAAGUGGGGAGAGGUUGCGAAACUCUCAGGUGACAUUCAGCAGCAGGACGAACACCAAGCGCAGGCUCCACCACCACAGCAGGCGCGUGCAGCUGCAGCGGCAGCAGGUGCUGCAGCGGCACCUGCAAGUGCAGCAGCAGCAGCUGGCGGCAGCGACCCUGACGAGAUCAUGGAGGAGGCUCGCAAGAGGGCGGCCCAUCACGUGA